Macrobrachium nipponense is the source of this 1523-nucleotide messenger RNA. RefSeq names its product nuclear receptor ROR-gamma-like. NCBI's taxonomy places the organism in Eukaryota, Metazoa, Arthropoda, Malacostraca, Decapoda, Palaemonidae. Gene Ontology annotation, biological process: retinoic acid receptor signaling pathway; cell differentiation; positive regulation of transcription by RNA polymerase II. The record is from RefSeq and is a predicted model, not a curated record. The transcript is spliced from 6 exons. The coding region runs from base 120 to 1001 and encodes 293 amino acids. Gene Ontology annotation, molecular function: nuclear receptor activity; RNA polymerase II cis-regulatory region sequence-specific DNA binding.
UAAUCCACCGGUUGUUUCAGUAGAAAGAGUUAGUGUAGGAUCCAGAAUGGCCGGGUGGGGGCGUUAGGCUUAAAAGUUAGGGUUAGGGAUAGAGGAGAGGCCGAGAAAACCGUAUAAAAAUGAGUUCCUCUCUGAAUACGCGGGGCGUUGAAGAGGCACCUGGCGGCUGCGACGGAGACGACUUGUUGACGAGUCGCAGUCAAUCAUGUGUUGAUGUUGGUCAGAAUAGAUUCAAUCAAAUGGAAAACUUGUCGACUAGAAGUUCGUUUUCCCCAAGGAUCAUGACGAGUCACGAGCAGCUGGUUAACGACGUUGACAAAGCAUUUCAAGAGGUCUUCUCUCUUCCUCCGCUUGACGAGGGAAUGAUAGAUAAAAUCACAGCAGCGAGCGACAUUGAAGGUGAAUGCAGAGACCUGUGGCCUGGAAUAGUACAACUCUUCACGCCUUCGGCUCAUCGAAUUAUAGCAUUCGUGAGAAGGAUAGUCGGGUUUUCAGAGCUGAACGCUACCGAUCAAAUAGUUCUCCUUCGAAGCUGCGUGAUGGACAUUUUAUUCUUCAGGAUGGGAAGCAAAUACGACGCUUUGAGCAGCUCACUUCCGAUGAGGAAUGGGAAUCGCGUCCAUAGGAAGCAGGCCAUAACUUUAUACUCGGGAGGGUUAUGGCGCUAUCUGGAACCGCUGUUCAACACGGCCGAGGCAGUAUCCAACCUGGGCCUGUCAGUCACAGAGGCCGCUUUAGCGAUUGCCGUCAUUGCAGUGGAAACUGAUCGUAUUGGUUUGACUGACGUGGAAUCUGUGCAUUCAUUGCAACGCAGGCUUAAAGAAGCGGCUGAACAUCACGUGGCGAGAACAAACCCCGAACAAGGAAGGUGGUCGAGAAUCCUGACUGAGCUAGCAUCCAUUCGUAUUGUCAGCCACCAAAACUCCCGAUGGUUACUGAGUCGACGGACGCUACGAUGUGUCUGUCAGCUGUCAAUUCAGAUACUGGAGGAUGCUUACUGAAUACACCAUUUGUGCUCCAUGCAAGUACAAAAGUAUGUUUUUGAGGAGACUUAUCUAAGAGUAGAUUUUAGCUAUCUGCUAAUAAUUUCUGUUUUAGGACACUUUUAAUUUUGUUCUGUUGUUAAAUCGUUGUAGAUACUUUUGUCUUGUUUUAGUUGACUAUGUGGUGUAGUCAUAAUAAUUUUACUUAACCUUAAUGGUAAUUAGGCAAACAUUAGUCACCUAAUUUAAAGAAUAUGGCCGACUAUCACGUACACGUCUUAGCUAAGAACAAAAAUUGUGUAUAAAAAUGAGUAUCGGGUCUGUUAAGUACAAUUCUAGCCUUUUGUAAGUCCUAAGGCAAUUAGGGAAGGUGUAAAGUAUAGGUAAAGUAUAGGUCAGGUAAGAUGUAAGAGCAUUGUGAUUUAAUUUUCUAGGGACAUCUGGCUGUUGUAGUUUCCUUUAUAAGCUUUCCUUUUCGUUAAAAGGAAUUUACAGCUUCAACAGCUACUCUUGAGAAUAAAAAAAAAAAAAUAGAAAAAA